Messenger RNA from Rosa chinensis, 1264 nucleotides. RefSeq lists its product as uncharacterized. The transcript has 7 exons. NCBI's taxonomy places the organism in Eukaryota, Viridiplantae, Streptophyta, Magnoliopsida, Rosales, Rosaceae. The coding region runs from base 608 to 895 and encodes 95 amino acids. The record is from RefSeq and is a predicted model, not a curated record.
GCGAUUAAAUUGUAUUCUGAAUUAUUAAUUUAUUAACUUGUCAGGAUGCUCUGGAUCUGCUCAAUAGCAUUGCUCAAUCUCCAUAUGACCAAGACAAGUUCCGCCUCAUGAAUUCAUUGUGAGAAUGCAUCCUCAAUAAGGUCACCCAAUCCCUCUUUCUCUCUUAAUUCACACUCGUUUCUGUGAAUCUGUGCUUGGUUUGUUUCUCAUUGAAUUUGAUAUCUGUGAGAAACCCAGUAAUUUGAUUAAACUAGUGACACAGAAUUGGGUAUGUUCUUGGGUUAUGAGUUGGAAUUUUAUGUAUUUUGAGUGUAUUUGAUUGCAGAAGGGCUGAAACCCAGAUUGAGAUUUGUUCAAGGCCAAUAUUUAUGCUUAUAUUUUGCCUUGGAAAGUUUAAAGCUUAGAUUUAGAUUCAUGAAGUUGAUAUGAUAUGUGUGCCUAUUUCUGUACUGGUAAUAACCAAUUUUAUCAUGGAUCGAAUUGCUUCGUGGUUCCAGUUUGUUACUGUGUAAUGUCCUACUUAACCUGGAUUAUGGCUUGCAUAGUCCAGGUACAAGCUUUGCUGCUGUGAAGUUAUCAAAGGAUCAAGCACCAAAGAAUUAAUGACAUGUUUAGGAAGAAGAGACUGGAUGACGUGUGUCACGGUAAAGUAGUAGUGGAUGCGAAGGUGGUCAACAAAGGUGAUACUCCAAAUUUGAUAGCAGGACACAAGUUAGAAGCUGCCAUUGAACAACUAGGAGUAGCAUUUGACAGACCUAGGAAACGUUUGGCUUGCGACAGAGGCAAAUCUUGCUCAAGUGAGGGAGGCAAAUCAAGGCAGAUCAAGCAGAAAGACAAGAAAUGCAACUUGCAGAGCGAGUUGAUGGCUGCAAAGUCCACUGCAGCUCAGCAAUGAGGAGUUAGAAAUCGUCAAAGCUGGUGCAGCUCAGCAAAUUAAAGAGUUAGAGGCAGUGAAGGCUAAAGCCGCUGCACAAAAUGAAGAGUUUGGAGGCACUAAAGGCAAGACAAAAUCAUACUGACAUACUUUUACUUAAAUUGAUGCGUUAUCCUCCCAAAACUGAUGAUUGGUCUAAGCUUCAAAAAAGUACAUCUUGCAAACUAUCAUUGAAGGCUUAUGGAACUUCUAGAAAGACUUGUAUGUAUUCCGAUUUAUUUUGAAAUUGCUAUUAAGGAUGGAUAUUGACAUUUGUUUGUUUUGGAUAUGCAAAUGUAAUAGAGAUACGUGUCUUAUAUUGUAUUGGAAUUGAGUAGUUUAAUAUUGAUA